Vanrija pseudolonga is the source of this 5088-nucleotide messenger RNA. RefSeq lists its product as uncharacterized. Gene Ontology annotation, molecular function: lipid binding. The coding region runs from base 136 to 5088 and encodes 1650 amino acids. The record is from RefSeq and is a predicted model, not a curated record. Lineage: Eukaryota; Fungi; Basidiomycota; Tremellomycetes; Trichosporonales; Trichosporonaceae. The transcript is spliced from 5 exons.
CCAAACCUACAACUCCACAUCCAACACUCAUUCUCUCACACAAACGACAUCAACAGCAACGACCUCGACAUUGAAUACCCCAGCAUCACACCCUAUCCCCUCGCCCCCCUCCCUCCCCCAUGACAUUACAGCGUCAUGCGUGUAGAGAACCUCGAUGAUGGGUUAAGACUCGAAUCGGCGUGGAACGAAGCCUUGAAUUCAUCAGUGGCCUACUUCCGCGCUCUCCUCUCCUCGUCGGGAUCAUCAGCAUGGAAGCCCGUGUCGGUUCCCCCACAAGGCAGUGCCGGCCCCGUGCGGGAUCCAACAAAGGCUCGGCCAACAGCACUAGGACGUAUUACCGCCAGCGAUGUCGUCGUCCACCGCCGUAACGGCAAGAGCGGCGAAGUGUUCCGGGCUGUUGUGGACGUCGAUUGCGGAACAGAUGUCAACAUCGAUACAUUUAGAGUGUGUCUCGCGACCCCAGAGACAAGGCCACAAUGGGAUCGCAUGGUCGAAGAGGCCCAGCUGGUCGAUCUCAUCGACACCCAGACCCGAGUAACAAAAACCAGCUACAAGCUUGGCUGGCCCUCGAGCCCUCGCGACGCCGUCACUAUCUCCAAGACACUGGUGGACCAGAACACCCUCAUUGACGUCUCGACAUCAGUACCCCGAUCACGACAUGAGCCCCCUUAUCUGCGACCUGCACCCCCAUACGUGCGCGCCGACGUUUCGCUUCUCGCAUGGUGUAUCCAGCUUCCUUCGUCCCGAUCACGCUCCGCGGAACCACCUAUUCCAGAAGGCAAAGUACGCAUCCAGUGCUUCUGGUGUUGGAACCCGAAGGGCACGUGGGCGGUUGGUGGAGCUGUUCCCCAGCACCUACCAUCUGUGAUUGUCGGUCUUGUCGACUUUGUGCGUGAAGGGAGCGAAAAGGUGCCGGUUCUCCUCAACUACGGCGAGGACGUAACCAUCGGCAGUAUCAGCUACGACCCAGCACGGGUAAUGUUGUCCGCAGGGUACGCCGUGGUCAACAGCGAGGAGGGCGGCAGCGAUGGAACUAGGCGACAAAUUGAGUUUGGGUUAUCAUCAACGCAGGGCUGGGAUGUGCAGAUUCAGGUCAAGACCCAGAGUGGGGACGAUUCGACCUCGUCAGCAUUCUCGUCCUUCGUCGGCCAGUCGCCAGCGACUCUUCCUGGAGCAGCGGCGCCUAAACGCCUGGUGUUUAGAUUGGUACACGCUGAGCUGCAGCCUCAAGAGGAGCUUGUUCGCGUGAAGGUGACAAUUGAGAGAACGGCCUUACCAUCUUCUGGUGCAGGUGUUCGCAUCAACGGUGUCCCCGCCACCAUCCAGCGCAUGGAGUCGGUUUCGCCACUGCGCAACUUACUGGACGGAUCUCCGGGUGCGAGCGCCAUGUCCUUGCCAACAGUGGACACGUCAGACCUGGCCUCACGAGAUGGCUCCGUGGUCGGAUCCGACGACGACCGGAGAAUACGGAAUGGCCGGCCACUAGCUGCACAGAAGAGUGUGGCUAGCUUGAUCAAGCGCAACUACAUCUACUUUACGUCACUUCUGCAGGAGCCUGAGCCCAAGUGGAGGCCCGUUGCAGAAUCCAAGGGCGUCGGAGUGCACCAGCUCAACUCGAUCGACAAGACGCUGGUCGUUUUCAGAGCAGAGGCGGUAUUCGUUGGUGUUGGCGUCUGGGACCUGUUUGCGACAAUCAUCACCCCUGGUACGCGACUCGAGUGGGACAAGUCGUACGAGGACGCAACGUUGCUGGAGGACGUCAACGAGUUGACGGAUGUGUGGCACUUCAAGUCGAAGCCCUCAUGGCCUGUAGCCGCGCGUGACUCUGUUCUCGUCCGCACCACAUACAAGUCUCCCUCCUCGGUUCACAUCUUCGGUUUCUCGACCGAAAACACCGAGCUCUUCCCUGUUAUCCCUCCCUGCAUUGACCCGAACGUCAUCCGCACGCAGAUUGAUCUUCAAGGAUGGUCGAUCGAAGCACUCUCUCCCAAUACAACGCAGGUCACGCUCCUCGAGCAGAGCCAUCCCGGUGGAUGGUCCAACAAGUCGUCCAUUCCUCAAGUGAUGAUGUCGACAUUGUCGGGCUUGGGCGAGUUUGCGAUCAAGCACGGCGCCCCUCCAGUGGCAACGCGGCUCGGUGGUGCCAAGGCAAUCUCAUCGCGGUGGGAUGGGGAAAAGGAAACCUUCCGCUACCAGUAUGAAGCUGCCGAGGCCCGCAGAUCACGCUCAUCCGGCACGGAGACUUCGUUCAUGGUUACUCCAGUCGUCACCCAGGAGCCCGACUCUGAUGGAGGCAGCGACAAGUCCACACCUGAACUUGGUAAAGGCAGCAUCGAGUGCGAACUUCGCUGCGACCCAGACAAGUGGUCAAACACAAUUAUUGCGCUCGUCGACCCCCCACCCAAGAGGGUCUCUGCACUCAAGCGCCACAGACUCUCGCCCAACGGCGGAGGACUGUGGCUCAGCAUAGAGCACGAUCUCACUUCCCUCGGAUCUGGUGUCGUCACUGUGACCGUCCGCAAAGGCUCUGCCUCCACUUCUGGAAAAACCGCUCUCACUGUCAACGGAUCCAAGGUCAAGAUUGACAACCAAGACCUUUCCGAGAACGACGUCCAGCAGCUCAAGAAGAAGAAACGCUCGAGGCCAUCACGGGUGGCGCUGGAUCAGCCGCCAGUCCUUGGUGUGUUGAGAAAGCGCCAGAGCAACAUGUCGCUGCAAAGCACGGCACAGAAGAGCGAGCAAACGUCUUCAUUGCCCGCGUCACCCUCCACCUCUGCGUUUGGACGUUUCUACUCCCCUCUGGCUCGGCUUGUGACAGUCGCCUCAGAGUCGACGCGUGCUGCUGUGGUCCCCAUGCCGUCACCCACGCCUUCACCAGCAACUGGGAGCACGGCCGUUGACGCUGCCGUCCGUGCUCUUGGACAGCUCUCACGCAUCCAUGCCGACCGUGAUGGCGAAUCAACGGAUCCCUUCGGAUGGCAGCCUGUUGCGGAUCGUGACGGACUCAAGAUUGAGAGGCGUAUUGUCGGUCACGUCUCGGACAGCGUUCCAGUAUACCGCGCUGGUCGCAUCAUCGAGGGCUUCACUGCGGAAGAGAUCUCUGGCACUGUUUCGGCUUUCAGGAAGGACGAGUACUUUGAGAAACCUGUUCGCCUGCAGAGCUACGGCUACGGCAUCACCACAUCGCACAUCCAGGCCCACGCCGCGUUCCCAUUCCGCGACAGGAGCAUUGUUGUGGCGACAGUUGUUGCUCGUGUGCCCGACACGCCACCUCCAUCACCAUCCGUGGCCUCUCACACGCCGCUCACCACAAUCUUCCACGCGUCGUCGUCGAGCUUUGAUCACGCAACUCUUGGCCUCGAUGCGGCCAAGUACAACCCUUCAGUGAUGCCUUCUGCCAACAUUAUCCUGGAGGGCUGGAUCCUCGAGACCAUCGACCCGUACUCGCAUGAGCAGUACGCCAUCCCAUCGACGCGGUGCAUGUAUGUUGGCGCCAUCGACUAUGGCGGCAACAUUCCCGUGUCGAUGAACAACAUGCUCAACGCUGGGCUACCUCGCACCCUUCUCAACAUUGAGCAGCUUCUCAAGACCCAGGGCCCUCCUUCGCGGGUACACUCGCCACCAAUGUCUGUUCUUGUCCCGGACGCUGCUGCUCAGGGCCCAUGGGCAUUGUCCUCCACCGAGGCGUACAAGCUGCCGAUUGACCAGGUCAACGACGGGGACGACUACGUUGUGACCGUCACCGUCCAGCCGCCUUCGACGUCCAGUUCGCGUGAUGCCGAGACUCUGCGCCCGCCAUUAAAUCAUAGCGACAGCAAAGCAUCGCUCACGUCGUCUCGGUCAACAGUCAUCGAUCUUGCCGAGGACAUUCGGCGGGGCAAGCGAGACUUGAUCGUUGCUGAUAUCGACGUCGGUACAGAGAUCAUCAAAGGCGGCUGCGAGAUUGCCAUUCGGGCUGUGUCGCUUCCCGAGGCGUAUCAUGGAUCUGGAAGCUCGUCGUCUGAUCUUCCCCUGGAGUUUUCAGGUGACAGACUCGGAUUACCGUUCAAGUGUAGCGCGGUAUCUCUGGCACCGUCGCUUCUGCAGUCAGCCUCACUCGACCCCAGCACGCAGACUCGCCACCUUCUCCGAGUCACACUUCCCACUUCUGGAUACGAGGCCCCGGUGAACGACCCCUUGACCGGCAAGACGGCGGCUCUACCUCGUCCUCGCUGGCUGCUGGACCUUAUUAGCGAUGGUGCUGUUGUCCAGAUCCGGCUGGUUGCCCGCAAGAUCGAACCCGCCGCCUACAUGUUUGAGGGCACCGAGGUCCCAGUGGAAGACGAGCGCAAGCUGCCUUCGAGCAAGUUUGCUCGGGACUCUGCCAAGGUUAAGUUGCCGCAGCUUGUGAACCGCUCGACUGCCAACUCUGAGUCUCUUGGCAAGCCCCUCGCCGUCGCCAGGGAGUACCUCCCCGAACCGCCUGCUACCCCUGUCGAAGACCCCAAGGCCGACUCGGACGCCAACUCGACCGUCACAACGACGCCGACGAACGAGCCUGUCAAGCUUCCGCCAGAGAGUUCGGCGGAGAGCUCGGAAGAGUCCAAGCCUCCCCCCACACCAGCACCCAUCGGGCGAUACAAUUUCUGGAAGUACGCACCGCUGAAUCGGUUCAGCGCAAGCGCGCCAGCUUCCCACGAGAACUCGCCCAUCAAGCCCCUCACCAACCUCCCAUCUAUCACGCCAAAGGCGUCACCUCCGUCUCGCAAACUGACCCUCAUCCAGGAGGGCAAGGUUGCGUCGACGACGACUGCGCCCACCGAGGCACCGCGCGUGCCGUUCCUCGUUCGCACAGCCGUCCCCCUCCCUGCUGUCAUCAUUGCCUGCCUCGUCUGCCUGCUUCUUGGGUCCCUCCUGCGCUCGCUCCUCAGCGAGGCCGACUUUGUCAUCUACGCCCCACCCGGCGCGGCGCCGGCCGAGGGCGAGGCAUGGCGCGAGCUCAAGCGCCUCGCCGAGUGGCGCAUCAGCUUGGACAAGGAGCUCAUUAUCGCCAUUGCACACCGCGGGCAGACUAUUGUCGUUGACGCUGGCGCCAGUGCGCCCCAGUAG